AUGGCUGACAGGAGUGGCGGUGUGUCCACGCCUGUGGGGAAGGACAAAAGGCUACCGUCAGAAGCGUUCGACCCAGUCGCUCCAUUCGUGGACCCAUUCACGGUGCCGCCUGCCUCGGCAGAUCGAUUCACUCCGCGUCGACAUGCGCCCAUCCCACCUGGCAAAGCACGACCGCCACAACCUCCUAGCCCCACCAAGACCAAUUAUUCCGUCAGCUCUUCGCCUAUGUACUCUACGCCGCCCCCGCUAAUGCCUGGAUAUAUGCCACCAAGUACAUACAAGCCGGCGUACACGCACGGCGCUGAGCCUGUGCCGCCCUUGUGGCCCAAAUGGGGUGGGCAUAUGCGCUCACAUAGUGUGGACACGAAUUGGGUGCCUCCGUCGAACGAGGUGGAUAGGCAGCGCCAGCAACUGGAAAAUGCUCGACAAGAGGCUUGGAAGCAGCAUACACUGUCCAAAUCCAAGUCGAACCGGUCGCUGGUGAGCUCAGGCUCACGACGAACUUCGAUGGAAGCUGGUGUACGAACCAAUGAGGGAGGAAGCGGAACUCCGCGGUCCAUCAAGAGCAUGAUUGAUGGGUUUGUCAAUUCCAUGAGUGAUGCUUUCGUGUCACCAUCCCCGAAGCGGCCUGAUAUCUCGACCCCUUACGAUCCCCGACAUUUGACCCACGUUGGAUUUAAUGCAACCACGGGUCAGUUUUUUGGCUUGCCCAAGGAAUGGCAGAUUCUGCUACAGCAAUCGGGUAUUACCCUCCAGGAGCAGGAAAGAAACCCACAGACUGUGAUGGACAUUGUGGCCUUUUACCAAGACACGGCACAGGACCGGCCACCCGGCGACGAGAACGAUACUGUCUGGUCCAAGUUCGGUGCGAAUAUGGAUGAUUCGCAGGACAGCGGCGAAUGGCUCUCCGAGGCCUAUGGCAUUGAAGUGGGCACGACCGGUCCGUACUUGCAGUCACAAUCGCCCCAAGCCACGUCCAAGCGCCCGUUGCCAGCGCCGCCGGCGCAGCCACCGACAUUCAAGCCACCCGAACUGCUGCAGGCGAACAAAGGCACGCCGACCAAGCCGCACGUGGAAGGCGUCACGUCUCAGCCGUACACGUCGAAUCCAUACCCUGGCAAGGCUGAGCUGCUGGUGCGAACGCAUUCGAAAAAGGCACUCCAGUCUGCCUCCGGCAAAGACAUGGACCUGCGGCCGCCCCUGGGCGGCGCAGUCAUUCCGCGGCGCCGCACGACGCGCAGCAAGGCAUCGGAUGCUGAAGUCCUCGCGCGGAUCCGUGCCGUGUGUAUGCCUGGCGAUCCCGAGUCCAUGUUCCAUGAUCUGCACAAGAUUGGGCAAGGUGCCUCUGGCGGUGUAUUUACGGCGCGCUCGGUCGGCACAAACCAGCUCGUCGCCAUUAAGCAGAUGGUGCUGGCACAGCAGCCGAAAAAGGACUUGAUCGUCAAUGAGAUUGAGGUCAUGUGUCAGUCGCAGCAUCCGAAUAUUGUCAAUUUCCUGAAUGCAUUUUUGCGGCGAGGUGAGCUGUGGGUGGUGAUGGAGUACAUGGAGGGUGGUCCACUGACAGAUAUUGUGCUGCACAGCAUCUUGAGUGAGGGGCAGAUUGCUGCGAUCGCGCGCGAAUGCCUGACGGGUCUGUGUCACUUGCAUGCCCACGGCGUGAUUCAUCGCGACAUCAAGAGCGAUAAUGUGCUGAUGAGUAUGCGUGGCGAAGUCAAGCUCACAGACUUUGGUUUCUGUGCGCAGUUGAGCUCUGCCCAGUCCAAGCGCGUCACGAUGGUCGGCACGCCGUACUGGAUGGCACCUGAGGUCGUAUCUCGCAAAGAGUACGGUGCGCGCGUCGAUAUUUGGAGUCUGGGUAUUUUGUGCAUCGAAAUGAUUGAAGGAGAGCCACCGUAUCUGAAUGAGAACCCGCUGCGUGCACUUUAUCUCAUUGCGACGAACGGCACGCCGAAGCUGCAGCACCCAGAGAAACUGUCGCCGAGCAUCCGAGACUUUCUGGCAACGUGCCUCGAGGUGGACGUCGAGAAGCGGCCAGAUGCAGAUACACUUUUGGAACACCCCUUUCUUGAGGAAGCCGACGACCUACGAACGCUCAUUCCGUACAUACAAGCUGCGCACAAACUGCGCCAGGACAAAGCCUCUUCUUAG
Messenger RNA from Malassezia restricta, 2148 nucleotides. Its product is annotated as p21-activated kinase 1. Gene Ontology annotation, molecular function: protein serine/threonine kinase activity; ATP binding. The record is from RefSeq and is a predicted model, not a curated record. Bases 1 to 2148 code for a protein of 715 amino acids. Lineage: Eukaryota; Fungi; Basidiomycota; Malasseziomycetes; Malasseziales; Malasseziaceae. Gene Ontology annotation, cellular component: cytoplasm. Gene Ontology annotation, biological process: intracellular signal transduction; regulation of MAPK cascade; protein phosphorylation. The transcript has a single exon.